Lodderomyces margitis is the source of this 2133-nucleotide messenger RNA. RefSeq names its product serine/threonine protein kinase regulatory subunit. Bases 1 to 2133 code for a protein of 710 amino acids. Gene Ontology annotation, cellular component: extrinsic component of membrane; cytosol; Atg1/ULK1 kinase complex. Lineage: Eukaryota; Fungi; Ascomycota; Pichiomycetes; Serinales; Debaryomycetaceae. The record is from RefSeq and is a predicted model, not a curated record. The transcript has a single exon. Gene Ontology annotation, biological process: piecemeal microautophagy of the nucleus; mitophagy; protein localization to phagophore assembly site.
AUGUCUGUUGAUCAGACCAAUAAAUCACAAAGCGAGGCUAUAGCCAGGAAACAAACAGCAAAGCUCACUCAAGUGCUAAUAAAUUUCUUUACCAAAGCAGCACAAGUAAUACUAGAUUCAAGAGCCUGCUCUGAAUCGCAAACAUUUAGCCAGUCACCAUUUGGUGGAACUAGUGAUCAACAAAGCCAGAGAAUCAACAAAUGGUUUAAUCUUCAUAUGCUGUCUGCAUCAGGUGCAGCUAAGGAAGAUUUGAAGUUGUGGAAGACGGCCGAUGUGGGAUCGAUUCCACCGAUGAUUAUUGAAACCUAUCUUGACUUGAGACAAUUGCCUGCAAAUCAAACAUUGGUACUAUUUGAUGAGAAAAAACACCCGUGGACUGUUUCAAGCCCCAAUGGCAAAAAGCAAGAAGUUGUGUUGGAGCGUUGGCUUAUUGAAUUUGACCAGAAUGUACCCAGCCAAGCUGCUGACGAAUUACCUUCAAUUUACAAACAAGCAAUCAUCUUGUUUAGAACUAUAUACGGCUAUUCAAGGUUGAUGCCGGCGUAUAAAUUGAAAAAGAAAAACAUGAACAAGCUAUUCCUAGGCAAUAAGAUCCUUGAUGGUAACCAACCGAUUAGCUCUAAAGGAAGAAUUGGCUUGUCAAAGCCCAUCAUCAGCAAUAGUCAAUCAAGCUUGCCACAAUCUCAUACAACACAGAAGAACUUUGCCCCAAUUAAUACCAGCAUGGGCUUAUUAAAGAUUUCAAUAGCAUACAGAAACCACUAUGACUUUUGCCUACACGAGCAUGAGGAGGUUUUAUCAGCACAUUUUGGGAAACACGACGAGGAUGCUAGGAAGUUGAUGUCUCUUUCACCUUCGUCGUCGUCAUUGACCUCAUCCAAGAAUGAAAGCCCGCUGUUUAGCAAAGAGCAGUCAACAUCUCCGGCAAAGGCCAUAGUGCGAGAUCCAUAUAAAGUUGGUUCGCGUGAAAUUUCACCUACUCCCGGGCCAAUCAACGCCGGAGGGCAACCAGGGCAAGCUAGUACAGGGCAAAACAUUGCAUCAUCCUUGGAAAGAAAAGUUUCAAUAACCAGCAACAAAUCAAUAUCAAAUGCUUCUUUGGCUGCAUUUUUGAGAAAUCCAAGAAGCAGCACCCCAUCAACAAAUGCAGUUCCAAUCAUGGGCAGCAACCACAACCCGUAUGGUACAUCGAUUCCAAAGUCGGUAAGCUCAUCCACCGGUCAUGACGAUGGGUUAUUUCCCCACCCUGACAGUAGCAACAAUACGCCACGGUUUUCCUCCUCGUUUGGAUCUCGCGCCAGUCGUAGAUUCAGCAAUACCAGUGUUCGUCAACAAACUCCACUGUCUGAUUACUUUGGUCAUGGUAAUAGUGUUGAUGCCGCAUUGAGUGGAUUGUAUAUCGACGAUGAUAUCAAUGACUUUGUACGAAUGAUUGAUAGCAAAUCGGAUUUGAAAUUAGGGAGAAGCAACACUGAUGAUUCUAUAAAGACGAAACCAAUAGUGGAAUCGAAUGAAAGUGGUGAUGCAAAUGUUUUACGCAAAUAUCAACUGUUGAAGGGCAAACACCAGCAAUUAAGUGACAAUGUUAAUGCAAGCGUCGUACUACAAUCAAGACAAAGUAGUCGCAAGAGUUCAUUAAACUCGCCUCCCGGUUCAUUUGAUCAGUCCCAAUUGAUUGUGUCGUCUUUACAAUCUAAAUUAAGAGAGAAUUCACCGAGAGCCACUAGUAUUGAACCUAAUAGGCCAUUAAUCACUUCACGCAUAAAUUCUUCUAAUGCAGCAGCUCCGGCAGCCACUGCAACCAUCACCAAUGCUGAUGCAAGUAAUCAAGAACCAACCAGCAACACAAAGCUUUCAUCUAUCCAUUGUUCAUCAUCGCACAGUGUCAAUAGCAGUACAGGUGGGAAUACCAAUAGUGUUUUGCCCUCGAUCAAGAGUAAGCCCACCACUGUUGUCACUGGAAUGGCGACUAGUCCCUCCAUCUACGACUACAGAUCAUCGCUUAAAGCUAACGACAGGUCUAUUAUUAAUGAGGAAGAUGCUAUUCGGAGGAAGAAGAUGAGUGGAAAGAAAGAGGAUUGUGAAGAUGAUGAUGACUUGUUGUUUACCAUGAGUGAUAUGAACUUGAAGUAG